CGCGAGCAGAGCGGGCGGUCUAGGAAGCAGCAGCCGCGGGUCAGCCAGCCCGGAGCAGCUGCCGAGCCACGACCAGAGCGCAGCGACGAGGGCCCGGCGCCGGCGAGAUGCCUCUGUUCACCGCCAACCCCUUCGAGCAGGACGUGGAAAAAGCCACAAAUGAAUACAACACAACAGAAGAUUGGAGCCUAAUUAUGGACAUAUGUGACAAAGUUGGAAGCACUCCUAACGGAGCUAAAGAUUGCCUAAAAGCCAUAAUGAAAAGGGUAAAUCAUAAGGUUCCUCAUGUUGCUCUGCAGGCAUUAACUCUUCUUGGGGCUUGUGUGGCAAACUGUGGAAAGAUAUUUCAUUUAGAAGUGUGUUCCCGUGAUUUUGCAACAGAAGUACGAGCUGUGAUAAAAAAUAAGGCUCAUCCUAAAGUAUGUGAAAAACUGAAAUCUUUAAUGGUGGAGUGGUCAGAAGAAUUUCAGAAGGAUCCACAAUUUAGUCUGAUAUCUGCAACUAUUAAAUCAAUGAAAGAAGAAGGUAUUACUUUUCCUUCGGCCAGUUCUCAGACGGUCUCAGCUGCUGCCAAGAAUGGUACAUCAUUGAACAAAAAUAAAGAAGAUGAAGACAUAGCUAAAGCUAUUGAAUUGUCUUUGCAAGAGCAGAAGCAGCAGCACACAGAAACAAAGCCCUUGUAUCCAUCUGCAGAAAUUCAGCUAAAUAAUAAGGUUACAAGGAAAGUAAGAGCUUUAUAUGAUUUUGAAGCUGUGGAGGACAAUGAACUCACCUUUAAACAUGGUGAAAUUAUUAUUGUUUUGGAUGACAGUGAUGCUAAUUGGUGGAAAGGAGAAAAUCAUAGAGGAAUAGGACUCUUCCCAUCUAAUUUUGUAACAACUAAUUUAAACAUAGAAUCAGAUGCAGCAGCUGUGGACAAAUUGAAUGUAAUUGAGGAUGAUGUGGAGGAAAUUAAGAAAUCAGAGCCUGAACCUGUUUAUAUAGAUGAGGGUAAGAUGGAUAGAACCCUGCAGGUGCUCCAAAGUAUAGAUCCAACAGAUUUAAAACCAGACUCCCAAGACCUCUUGGAUUUAGAAGAUGUCUGCCAACAGAUGGGUCCAAUGAUAGAUGAAAAACUUGAAGAGAUUGAUAGGAAGCAUUCAGAAUUGUCUGAAUUGAAUAUAAAAGUCUUGGAAGCUCUAGAACUAUACAACAAAUUGGUAAAUGAAGCACCACUAUAUUCAGCCUAUUCAAAACUUCACCCCCCAGCACAUUACCCUCAUACAUCAGCUGGGAUUCCAAUGCAGACAUACCCAGUUCAAUCACAUGGUGGAAAUUAUAUGGGUCAAAACAUUCAUCAAGUCAAUGUUGCCCAGAGCUACAGCUUAGGAUCAGAUCACAUUGGUCCACUGAGAUCUUUGCCUCCAAAUGUGAAUUCUUCAUUGACAACACAGCCUGUUCAGACUCCAUAUUUAAGCACUGGACAAGACACUGUUUCCAAUCCUACGUACAUUAACCAGAACUCUAACCUUCAAUCAGCUACUGGAACAGCUGCUUAUGCACAGCAGAUGGGGAUGUCUGUGGAUAUGUCAUCUUACCAGAACACUACUACUAAUUUGCCACAACUGGCAGGCUUUCCGGUGGCAGUUCCAGCUCAUUCAGUUGCACAGCAGCAAACAAGUUACCAUCAGCAGCCUCUCCUUUAGAAAUAAACCAAGCACUUUCCUGAAAGCCUUUUCAUAAGUAUAUUACACAAACCUUGUGAUUCUAAUCUGAAAAUAUUAAAAGAAAAAAAUUUUCCUCAACUCAGAAGGACUAUGAAUAAAGCACAAAAACUUAGCUUACUCUAUCUACUGGGACAUAAAAGAUUUUUUUUUUUCUCCAGCCCAAUUUGUGAAGUCAAACUUUUUGACACGAGGCAGCUUCAAGUUGCUUCCAGUUUUGUCUUGCUUUCAACUCUCUAAGCAGUCUUGACACCGAAUUAGUAAACUAUGACACUAAAUGGAAUGAAAAAGAAGUGUUCAAAUUUCACUUUAAAGAGGCCACCAUUUACCAUGAAAAUGAAUUAAUUGGGAGAGCACUGAAACAUUUAAAUACUUUUUGUCUGCAUAUUUUUUUCCAGAGUUCCACACACUAUUAUUUUAAAAGAGGAACAUCUUUUUGUGUUAACAUUUAGCUUGCCAACACAUUUCCUUUUGGCUCCUUAAAUUGCAGAUGUGUUUGCAGCACUGUCAGUUUUGCUCUCAGUGUUAUGCUGAGUAAUAAUUAACACAUAAUUGUCUACAGAAGCAAGAGCAAUUUGGAAAGAACAAAAUUGUUUUCUGUUAUUAACAGCAAAGACCAUGUACAUGCAGAUGUAUGAGAAAACCCUUAGCUUGUCCCCAGUCAUGCCAACAUGGGUUAAGGAAUGCCCCACAAAACAUUUUCUUUCCCUGAAGAAAAACUUUCUUUUCCUACAAGGGUCCCUGGUAUUUAGAAGUGCCACUUUUCAAGUGACUUUGGUCAUUCUCUAAUAUAGGUAUGUUCCAUUUAUUUUUGGUUUUGCAGUAGUGUGCAGAGAUGCUGCCAUUCCUUUUUUCAGAUUACAUGUAAAUUUGAGCCUUGUGACAUUCUUAAUAAUUUGAUGUGAUGCAUACCAAACAUUGGUGAUAAGCAUUUUUAUUGAUCUGUCAUUUCUUUAACAAGGUAAUUAGAAUACAAUUGCUAAUUGUUGACAUCUUUGGACUUACUUUCAGAAUCUGUGGAGUAAUAGCAGGCAACAAAUUAAUAGGAAGCUGUCUAGACAGUUUUUCUGAAGCAAGUGUACAUUUUAAAUUAGUAUAUAGUACUAAUAGAUUCCCACAUACUGUAGGAGUUAGGUAGUAAACCAGGGAUUGUUUUCUUCUCUAAAAAUUUGCACAUUAAUUCACCUACCAACUUUUAUAACACCAAGUAGAAAAUGCAAAUAUAUACAUUUACAUGAUAUUUAGACUUGGAAAAGCAGUGGUUAUAAAUUUACUUGCAUGAAAGGUUCUAUAUUGUUUUUUAAAGAAACCCCUAAUCUUUCUACUCAGAAUCAUUUGAAGAAAGUGCUCUGGAAAUUUUUUGUCAUAGAUCAAUUUACAGAAAUUUGAUUAUAAGUAUAAUCCUUUUUAAAAUAAACUAUAUCCUAAAACAGAAGUCUAUAUACAUUUAGUCUACAUUUAAAGGGAAAAGCAAGCAGUACUUGAAAGCCUAAUUUCUGUCAUUGUCGUAUUUCAGAUACAAGUAACUGGAAAGAAAGUUUUAACUUUGAAUGUCUCAUGUUCUGUUUUUCAUCCAGUAUUUUCCUUCCAUAUGAAUACAAUUAUAUACUUAUAAACAUUCUAAAAUGGCACCUUUUUGGGAAACUAUUCUUUAAAGAAAACAAAAUGAAACAUUUACAAAGCUGCUCUUGAUAAUAAAUAUUUGCAUAUAUAGGAAAUCUUACAUUUUUUCUCACAAGCAACAUUUAAUAAACAAUUCUGUUAAAGUUUAUGUAAAUAUUUCACAUAUAAUUAUGAUUUGAAUUGUAGGAGCUUAAUUCUGCAUAAGACUUUGAAUCAGUAUAAAUACUGCACACCCACUAAAUUGGAAUCAGCCAGUUAAGUUUGUCUAAUGUUGUCUUGGACUAAGAUAAGAUUUGCCAUGUAUAAAAAUAUUAUAUAUUGGCAUUUAUCUGUGAAACUUUAUACAUCCAGAAGUUUCUUCCUCUUAAAAAUAAUUUUAUUUUUGUCAUAUUGUAAUGAAUUUUGUGUUUCAAUUUGUUAAUAGUAUAAAAAUGUUAUUAAAUCUGUACAGGGACAUUUUAGUGUCAUUAAAUGCCAGAGUUGUUGUUAUCCUUUCUUUGUCAUGAUUAUGGAUUGUAUUUAUUUUAAAACCUGUUUAUAAUUAAAUGUUUUCUGCUAAAGGAAUUGUCUAACUUCAGAUUUCUACACUGGAUUCUCCUUACUGUUUUAGAUGAGAAAUAAAAAUAACAUCAGCUUUUCACAUGCGAUCUUGGUACAUUAGAAAGAAUUCCUGAAAAUGUAUAAUAAAAUUAAUUUUCAUUAAUAUAGAAAAAAUUCCCCUGGAUGUUAAAAUAUAUGACAUGAGAUAUGUUCUUAUAGUUUGGAAAAUGUGUAGUCUACUGUCAUCAUCUUCUAAUUUGAUAAUAUAAAAUUACCUGAACAUUCAUUAUAUUUAUCAUUUAGGAUUUGAAAUUAUUUGCAGGUACAUUGUCAUGGGAUAUUAUUUGAAGUGGUUGAUAACUGACCACAAAACAAAUCUCACUGUACAUCUUGAGGAUGGUUAUAAAGUUCACCUAAAUUUUUUAAAUACGAUUUUAAGUGCUUAAAAUAUUUAUGUCUUCAGGGUUAAAAAAAGAUUUCCUUAGUAAAAAUUAUAAGUCCAGGUUCUUGCCUUCUAGGAGAUUUAUUGAAUUGUCAUGAUGGUGACAUGAUGAGAAAGCUGACGUUAUUUUUAUAAGUAAUAAAUUAUAAAUAACAUAACACUGAUCUAUCUUGCUCUGUUUCUGUCAAAAGACAUUUUCUUACGCAGUUUUAGUUAAUAAAAGGAGGACUCAAUUCAGGGAAUCUUACUUAGAUUUACUUUUGAAGACAACAAUUUUAAGGUUUUCUCCAGAAUUACUCUUAAUUUUACCAGUCUAUGUUUGAAUUGGUUUUUAAGAAAUCAUUCUGUGUCAGAAAGAUAUUACAUUGUUUAUAUAGUAUAGUGAAAUGAGUAGUUCCCCCCCCCCAAAUUCAUGUUUAUCCAAAAUAUCAGAAUAUGGCCUUAUUUGUAGAGUCUUUGCAGGUGCGAUUAGUUAAGGAUAUGGAGGUAAGAUCAUCCUGGAUGUAUAGGGUGUACCCUAAUCAAAUGACUGGCGUCCUUAUAAGAAGACAGACUGAGUAAAAAACGUGAAAAUGCUGAUGACAGAUUGGAGCUUCUAUAUGUUAAGGAAUGCCUGUGGCCACGGGGAGCAGGAGGGAACAGGGAAGGGGUCUUCCUUAGAGUCUUCUAAGGAAGUUUCUUAGCCUCCAGACUGAGAAGAAAUUUAUGUUGAUUUAAAUCACUGAGUUUAAGAUACUUUGUUACAGCAGCCCCAGGAAACUAAUAAACACAUGUAAGUGUACAAUGAAAUAAAUCUGUGUACCAAGCAUUCUGAAUUUUUGUAAGUUUCCUUAAAAUUGUAAGAGUCCUGAGGCAAAUAUC
Messenger RNA from Talpa occidentalis (Iberian mole), 5169 nucleotides. RefSeq names its product signal transducing adaptor molecule 2 (gene STAM2). Gene Ontology annotation, molecular function: ubiquitin binding; phosphatidylinositol binding. The transcript is spliced from 14 exons. Gene Ontology annotation, biological process: signal transduction. Lineage: Eukaryota; Metazoa; Chordata; Mammalia; Eulipotyphla; Talpidae. The record is from RefSeq and is a predicted model, not a curated record. Bases 108 to 1685 code for a protein of 525 amino acids. Gene Ontology annotation, cellular component: endocytic vesicle.